Molecule: messenger RNA, 2105 nt
Organism: Lotus japonicus
Lineage: Eukaryota; Viridiplantae; Streptophyta; Magnoliopsida; Fabales; Fabaceae
Product: argininosuccinate synthase, chloroplastic-like
Exons: 12
Coding region: 284-1720 (478 amino acids)
Biological process (GO): L-arginine biosynthetic process; urea cycle
Cellular component (GO): cytoplasm
Molecular function (GO): ATP binding; argininosuccinate synthase activity
Source: RefSeq, a predicted model, not a curated record
UUGAAAAACCGGUUUUUUAAAUAAAAUAAAAUAUAAAAUGCAUAUUCCCUUCAAAAAGAAAAGACUUUGGCAGAGUCGCAGAGACCACGAAGAAGAGACUGAGCGAGACCUAGUGACGGCGGCGAGUCACAGAGACCAAUCCUCUUUCUUCUCUGUGUGAUCGCGGAAGCCGACUUUCCAAGUGGUGCUGUUGCCAGUCAAGAGAACACCAGGAAGAGUUCACGUUUCUUCCACAAUCUUCCUCUUCCAUCAACUGCUACCACUUCACAUACUCGACGCACGAAUGGCGCAGUUGAAAGCACUCCCUGCAUAUCCAUCCUCUGCUACUCCUCCUUCCCUGCAUUCAACAGUUCACCUUCUGCAUCAUCAGUUUUGGAAGGCAAAGCCAUCAUCAUUCAAACAGUUUGGACCAAGAGCUUGUGUUGGUGCUGGUAAACUUCAAGCUAUAAAAGCAGUGCUAUGCAGUGAUACAGAUGUAGAAAUUUCUGAGACCAAGAAAGGUAGUGGGCUACGAGGCAAAUUGAAUAAGGUUGUUCUUGCUUACAGUGGUGGCUUAGACACAUCCGUCAUCGUACCAUGGCUGAGAGAAAAUUACGGUUGUGAAGUCGUUUGCUUCACUGCUGAUGUUGGCCAAGGACUAAAAGAGUUAGAAGGUUUAGAGGAGAAAGCCAAAGCCAGUGGAGCCUCUCAAUUAGUGGUUAAGGACCUGCAGGAGGAAUUUGUUAAAGAUUACAUAUUCCCUUGCCUGCGUGCUGGUGCCACUUAUGAGAGGAAGUAUUUGCUUGGGACCGCGAUGGCUCGCCCUGUAAUUGCAAAGGCCAUGGUUGAUGUUGCCAAAGAAGUCGGAGCUGACGCUGUCUCCCAUGGGUGCACCGGGAAAGGAAAUGAUCAGGUUCGAUUUGAGCUGACAUUCUUUGCUCUAAACCCCAAGCUAAAUGUCGUGGCUCCAUGGAGGGAGUGGGAUAUUACAGGGAGAGAAGAUGCUAUUGAGUAUGCUAAAAAGCAUAAUAUUCCUGUCCCAGUGACAAAGAAAUCCAUAUAUAGCAGGGAUAGAAACCUGUGGCACCUUAGCCAUGAGGGUGAUAUUUUGGAAGACCCUGCUAAUGAGCCCCAAAAGGAUAUGUACAUGAUGUCUGUAGAUCCUGAGGAUGCCCCAGACAAACCAGAAUAUGUCGAAAUUGGGAUAGAGGCAGGGCUUCCUGUUUCAGUCAAUGGGAAGAGGCUUUCGCCAGCGUCAUUACUAGCAGAGCUCAAUGAGAUUGGCGGAAGGCAUGGAAUUGGCCGGAUUGACAUGGUUGAGAAUCGGCUCGUAGGUAUGAAGAGCCGCGGAGUUUACGAAACUCCUGGCGGAACCAUCCUGUUCGCUGCAGCAAGGGAGCUAGAGCUUCUGACGCUUGACCAAAAAGCAAUGCAAGUCAAAGAUUCGCUAGCCCUUACCUAUGCAGAGUUAGUGUAUGCUGGCAGGUGGUUUGAUCCGCUUCGCGAGUCCUUGGAUGCGUUUAUGGAGGAAAUCACAGCGACCACAACAGGUUCUGUGACUUUGAAACUGUUCAAAGGUUCGGUUGGUGUAACCAGUAGGCAGAGCCCCUUUAGCCUGUAUAGGCAAGACAUUUCAUCAUUCGAGAGCGGGGAGAUAUAUGAUCAAGCUGAUGCUGCGGGCUUUAUUCGGCUUUAUGGUCUUCCCAUGAGGGUUCGAGCAAUGCUUGAACAGGGUAUCUAAGGUUGAUUUCAUUUCAAACUAUUUGGGAAAAUAGGACUUGCUUUGUUGCACUACACAAAUUUGCUUGUCUAGAACAAAGGUAGAGUGUAGCUAGAGAGUACCCUGGAUUGUUAGUGGAUCAGCUACGCCUUAAUAAAAUUUAUGUAUGUCUGCCUCUCAGCAUCAAACAUGGUCUCCAUUGCCAUUUGUAAGUGCCUUCCUCUAACCCUCUUAUGGUUUUUUUUCAUGUCUUUCAUAACUGGUGAACCAUCAAAUUUUAAGGUUCCUGAAUAAAAGGUCCACAUGUAUCUCCAUUUCCUUGAGAGGAUGCUAGUCUUUGCAGCUUCAUUUAUUGGCAAUUUGGAUAAAAUUGCUCCAGGAAUUCCAUCUGGUAAUUGGUUGAUAA